AUGGACAGAAGCUUUGUCGCCAACUCAGUAACCAAGAUGAAGAGCCUUCACCACAGGCACCGAAUCUUGCCGAACCAGUGCAGCUCGAGCCUGGUCCAAGCCAUCGACGCGCCGCUGCCGCUGGUCUGGUCCAUGGUGCGCCAAUUCGACAACCCUCAAGCCUACAAGCGCUUCGUGAGGAGCUGCACCAUGCAGGUCGGCGACGGCAACGCCGGCAGCGUCCGCGAGGUGAGGGUGAUUUCCGGCUUGCCUGGCCGGACCAGCAUCGAGCGGCUCGACAGGCUCGACGACGAUCUGCAUGUUAUGAUUUUCAGCAUUAUCGGCGGCGACCACCGGCUGGAGAAUUACCAGGCCACCACCACCCUGCAUAACGGGGAGAACGGCGGGGGGACGGUGGUGAUCGAGUCGUACGUGGUGGACGUGCCGGCAGGGAAUAGCAAGGAAGAUACUUGCGUGUUUGCGGAUACGAUCGUUGCUUGUAAUCUCAAGUCCUUGGCCAGUAUCAGUGAGAAAAUGGCUUCCAGGACUGAGGGCUAGCUAGUGCGC
Diospyros lotus (date-plum) is the source of this 546-nucleotide messenger RNA. RefSeq names its product abscisic acid receptor PYL12-like. NCBI's taxonomy places the organism in Eukaryota, Viridiplantae, Streptophyta, Magnoliopsida, Ericales, Ebenaceae. The record is from RefSeq and is a predicted model, not a curated record. The transcript has a single exon. Gene Ontology annotation, molecular function: abscisic acid binding; protein phosphatase inhibitor activity; signaling receptor activity. The coding region runs from base 1 to 537 and encodes 178 amino acids. Gene Ontology annotation, cellular component: nucleus; cytoplasm. Gene Ontology annotation, biological process: abscisic acid-activated signaling pathway.